AUAUCAACGGCAUUGUUCAAAGUCUUCUACUCUUAUGCAGGCCUGAGCAAUGUCAACAACGUCAUGAAUGAGGUGAAAGACCCAGUCCGAACACUCAAAUCGGUUUCAAUCAUGGCAUUAAUUACAUCAUGCAUUCUCUACCUCCUGGUCAAUGUCGCCUACUUCAUGGUGGUUCCAUUAGGCGAGAUUCGGGGCAGUGGAGAGCUGAUUGCGGCUUUAUUUUUCCAGAGAACCUUUGGACCUCACUUAGGAAAGAAGAUAUUGCCACUGGCAGUUGCUUUGUCUGGGGCUGGUAAUGUCAUGGUGGUCACCUUCGCCCUAGCACGGCUCAAUCAAGAGAUUGCGCGUCAAGGAUUCCUCCCCUUCUCCAAAUACCUAGCAUCGUCAAAACCAUUCAAUGCACCCAUGGGCGGACUCAUCGUACACUACAUCCCGUCCCUCCUUGUCAUAGUCCUUCCACCAUCUGGAGAAGUAUACUCCUUCAUUCUCGAGGUGGAAGGAUAUCCCGGUCAAUUUUUCGCUUUAGCCAUAUCAAUCGGACUCCUGUGGCUCCGGUACAAGAGGCCUGAUCUCAAACGUCCGUUCAAGGCCUGGAUCGGAGCUGUAGUUCUCAGAAUAGCUCUCGCUCUGGCGCUUUUGGCUGCCCCGUUCUUCCCGUCGAAGCGCAAAAGAACUGAUGAAAGAGGAAUGUGGUAUGCAACUUAUGCAGUUGUCGGAAUCUCUAUCAUAGUGUUUGGGCUUUUCUACUGGUAUGUUUGGACGAGGCUCAUUCCUCGGCUGAGAGGGUAUAGGCUUGAAGAGAAAGAUGAUGUGCUGGACGACGGAACUACGGUCACAAAGCUUAUUCAUGUCCAACUAUAG
Lindgomyces ingoldianus is the source of this 861-nucleotide messenger RNA. RefSeq lists its product as uncharacterized. Gene Ontology annotation, molecular function: L-amino acid transmembrane transporter activity. Gene Ontology annotation, biological process: amino acid transmembrane transport. The transcript is spliced from 2 exons. Lineage: Eukaryota; Fungi; Ascomycota; Dothideomycetes; Pleosporales; Lindgomycetaceae. Gene Ontology annotation, cellular component: membrane. The annotation marks the transcript as partial. The record is from RefSeq and is a predicted model, not a curated record.